Molecule: messenger RNA, 927 nt
Organism: Pieris macdunnoughi
Lineage: Eukaryota; Metazoa; Arthropoda; Insecta; Lepidoptera; Pieridae
Source: the annotation of a GenBank genome assembly
AUGGAGAGUGGUGUGCACGCGACGGUGCCGUUGCGUGGCGGGAAGAAAAUGAGGAAAAGGCGAGAACUGGAUGCGUUAGUGGGCGGUGUGGGGUCAAGGGGUGGGCGGUUGUUAUCAGCGUCCAGCGAUGAAGGAGAACCCUGGGGUAGGAGGACAUCCCGUACACGAAGAUCGCGACCUUUUGUUCGCUUAGCAGCUGCAUUAGCCCUGUGCGUGUGUGUCGUAUCAGCUGCUACAGUCCUAUGGCUGUUUGUAGAUGUUCGGAAGCAGAUUGUGUCCCUGAGAGUGGAAAUGGACAGAGUAUCAACGAUAGGCGGUAAUGUGAACGAUGACUUACAACUCUGUCACACAAGCUUCAAGGAGCUGAAGAAAAACGCGAGUGCCUUGCAAGAGAGACUCGAAAAGCUGGAGACGGCGCAUCAGGCGCUGAUAAUACAAAUGAAUAAGACAUCCAGUGAACUCAUGUCUGUGUCGGAACAGCUGUCGGCGGCGCCGAAGCUGGUCGAUACUCCGCGGAGGAUAGCAGAGUUGCAGAGAACUGUCGCUGACUUUGGUUCGCAGAUCAAAGGCUUCGACAGCUCAAUAUCAUCAGCUCAUAAGCAGGCUCUUACAGCAACCUCAGGUGUUGAGGAGCUGAAGGGCUACUUAGUACACCUGGACGAGAGGACCAACGACACGAUAGCUAACGUGUCGGAAAACGUCAAAUUGGACGAAAGCCUCAAAGAACAGAUCGCUGUCUUGAAUACAACGCUUAUGAGUCGAUUGGAUGGAUUGCAAAGCGUAAUUGAAGAAAUUAAUAGGCCAAAAGAGGUUUCAGUUAUUCCAACAGCCCCACCGAGUGCUGUACCCGGUUUUACAUCUACCACAACGAUAGCGGGCCCAGGGAAACCCAGGGUUUUGGAAAUGAAGGAGCCGGCGUCGAGUUAA